AUGGCUGACGAGUAUGUUAAAGAACUGCGUCACUCAGCGUGUGGUCUUAGCUUGCGUGAGCACCAAAUUGAUGGCUUAAAAACGAUUCUCCAUUGGUUCCAAGAUAAGCAUGGCGGGAUUGUUGCCGAUGAGAUGGGUUUGGGUAAGACAUGCCAAGCGGUUGCCGCCAUCGCAUGCUUGCUUAGCCGUGACCGAGCCGGUCGACAUUUGGUUAUUUGCCCACUUUCUGUGAUCGAACAUUGGCAGAAUGAAUUACAGAGAUUUGGAAUUGGAAAAAUUCAUUUAGUGAAAUAUAUUGGGAAUGCAGAUCAGAGAGAAGCAAUACGUGAGAUGUUAAGAACUGAUAAAAAGUGGAAUGUCAUGCUUACGACAUAUGAGAUGCUAAUCCGUGAGGAGCAAUAUUUCAAGCGAAUCUGGUCGACAGUGUUUGUGGAUGAAGCGCAUCGUUUGAAAUCAAACAAAUCCAUUCUACAUAAAAUUAUACAUAAAAUGCACGUCGAAUUCACUGUACUUUUGACUGGAACACCUGUUCAGAACAACCUUAACGAGCUCUACUCACUUUUAUCAGUAAUUGAUAGCAAAAUUUUUCCACUGGAGGGCGAAGAUCAGUUUAUUGCGAAGUAUCGGAAUACUGCCGAUCGGAAAGUUACCGACGAGCUGCAGCAGUUGCUUUCCAAGUACAUGUUUCGUCGAACCAAGGAAAUGCUCAGUAUUGGAAUACCUGAUAGUUCUGAACUUAUCAUAUACCAUCGAAUAACGGAAAUCCAAAAAAAUCUUUAUCUUGCCACACUCACCAAAAAUUACGAGUUUUUUGAAAGCAUGGAUGUCAGAAAAACUCAGACAUCCGGCAGCAAGAUGUCUUUGCUCAAUAUUCUGAUGCAGUUGCGCAAAUGCGUCGCCCAUCCAUAUUUAUUCGAUGGUGUUGAGCCGGAACCAUUUGAAGAAGGCAAUCACUUGUUCGAAGUUAGCGGGAAAUUUUUCUUGCUCGAUCGUUUGCUUGCUUUUUUGCAUCAAAAAGGACAUCGCUACAGCUAUCAGCGCUUGGAUGGAAGUGUGAGAGCGGAGGAGCGUUUUGCAGCAAUAAAUCGUUUCCAGGGUGAUCCAGAAACAUUUUGCUUUCUUCUGUCAACUCGAGCGGGUGGCCUUGGACUGAAUCUAACGGGGGCCGACACUGUGAUUUUUCUGGACUCAGAUUUCAAUCCACAAAAUGAUAUCCAAGCUGCAGCACGAUGUCAUCGAAUUGGGCAGACAAAGUGA
Molecule: messenger RNA, 1257 nt
Organism: Gongylonema pulchrum
Lineage: Eukaryota; Metazoa; Nematoda; Chromadorea; Rhabditida; Gongylonematidae
Source: the annotation of a GenBank genome assembly